CACUGAUUCUUUCUGCUUGAUGAUGAAUGAAGUUUUAGUCUUAAUUUGAGUGAUUGGCAAUGCAUAAUAGGAGUAUUUAUUUCUGCCAUAAGUUUUUCAGUGCAGAUUGGCAUGCAUAAUAAUGCUGGAGGCCUAAAUAAAAUGGUAUCCGAUUAUUUUAAGUUACGUCAUCUUCCGUUGACUCCACGCACGCUUCCCCAUCUCUCAAGACCCCAUAACCGCCUCGGCGUAGCUCUCUUCACGGCGGUAAUGGCGCGGGAAUGACGCGAUAAUGGCGCGUUCUGAAGUCCCCCACGUCCUCUCUCUCUCUGUUCAUACAAUUCCUUCCCUCCUUCCCACUUUCCUGCCAUCUCCGGCCUAUAACCGUCAUCACGGCGCGGGGAUUGCGCGCGUCGAACGAAUUCACCGCCUCUCUCUUCAAAACAGAUCCUUUGAACUUUCCUUUCCUGGCAGUUGAACCCUAAAACAACUUUUUUUACCUUCUUCGGUCUUCCCGCGCCUUCACACGCGUGCUCAUAAGUGGGACCGGCGCCGGUUGGUGAGAGAAGUUCGUCCGCCCCGCAGCUUCUUGCCUUUUUUUCGUCGCUUCCGUUUCGCGGCCGUGAUUCUGCGUUAUAAGGAUCUCAGGAACGCGAGCGAUGAUGGGGUUGGGGAUCGAUAUGAGUGGGGCGAUUGAUGAAUGAGAGGAUCGAGAGAGAGAUAUGGGAUGCUGGGCUUCGAGGCCCGCAGAGACGGCGCUUAUGGCGCUGUGCCGCAGCAGGAGAGUGUUGAUUCGCGAAGCGAUUGGCCAUCGUUAUGCGCUUGCUGCCGCUCACGACUCUUACUUCCGGUCCCUCUCCGCCGUCGGCGAUGCGCUCUUGCGCUACGCAAGAGAGGGGAUCCCGGUGGCGACGGAGCCUGCAGCUCAGGUCGUCACGUUACCUGAUUCGAGAAAGAGCAACGACGGCGACGGAAGCGGAGGGUCAUCGGCGACGCCGUUGUCCCAUUCGCUGUCGGAUGAGGGCUCGCAUCUGCAGAUUUCUUCCGACUCCGAGACGGAAGGGGAAGCGGACCAAGGAAAAGGAGGGAACCAGUCGGCUGGGCCUAACCCUGAUCACUCCUAUAUGAGAUCCUCUUCGGCGACUCCCAACGUGGUUUACGGGGAUUCGUAUGGUGGCUUAUAUGAGGGUUUUGUCAAUGAUCCAAAUUACUACUAUGGCUGGUCGGCGAGCCCUCCUCCGCCAACUAGGGUUGCCACCCCUCCGCCUCCACCGCCUCAGGGUUCAUCGGCCUGGGAUUUUUUAGAUCCCUUUUCUUCGUAUGAGCAGUUUCUACCCGGUUAUUUUUCCGGCCAGUAUAGAACGGCGUCGUUCGGAAGCAGCUCGAAUUCAAGCGAGGUCAGAGAGCGGGAAGUUCCUGACCUUGAGGAAGAGACUGAGCCGGAAGGACUUACUAGAGUGAAGAAGGGAAAGAUGAUUGCUGAAGAUUUUGGAGAAAAGGGUUCUGGAAUUGGUAGCUCCAAAACUUUACGGGCAAAGAAGACGGACGAUUUGGAGAAGAAAUCGAGGAAGCUCGGUUCUGGAGACAAGGCGAGCAAGCUUAGCCCAACUGAAAAAGGGAGCAAUGGAAGUUCUUCAACGAGCUUGGUCAGUUCUGGAGAGAAGGCGAGCAAGGUUAGUCCCAGUGAGAAAGGGAGCAAGGGAAGUUCAUCAACAAGUUUUGUCGGUAGCAAUGGAGAGCAAGGAUCGAGCUUGAAGAAGAAAGGGGUGACUUUUGAAAAGGGAACCUCUUUGGUGAAUGAGAGAAGCGGGUCAACUGAUGGAGGCUUAUCAUCUAUGGAAGGCAGUAAGGAUGUUGUCGAAGCCACGGGAGAUAUUAAAGAAGAGUUCAAGUCUGCAAUUACUGGCAAUGACGAGGUCUCCAAAUUGCUAGAGGUUGGAAAAGUGCCAUACCGACCAAGAAACAAAGUGUUUAAAGUGAUCUCCUCCAGGAUUUUGGUUUGCGUUGGCUUCCGUAUGCCUUCACGCCGUCUUUUCAAACAUAGGCGUCGUUUGGCAGCAACAACAAUGAAUAACAGGUCUAUCAACGUGGAAUUUGAGAAACACGUGAGUGUGAAGUCCGGUCACCUUUCAUCAACCCUGGAGAAGUUGUUUUUAUGGGAAAAGAAACUUUAUGAGGAAGUUAAGGCUGAAGAAAGAUUGCGAGGCAUCCAUGAGAAGAAAUUGAGGAGACUAAAAUCACUGGAUGAGAGGGGAGCAGAGCUCCAUAAAAUUAAUGCUACCCAAGUCUCAGCAAGAUCUGUGCGCACAAAGAUGAGCAUUGCAAUCACUUCUGUUGAUGCUAUUUCGAGAAGAAUGUGCAGGAUAAUGGAUGAGGAGUUGCAACCUCAGCUUGUCAAAUUAAUCCGACGAUUAACCCAAAUGUGGAAAUUGCUUCUCGGUUGUCAUCAAAAGCAGUUACAGUCUAUAAUCGCCAGUAAAAACUAUAAACUCAGCAUCAGAACUUCAUUCCAGGAUUCAGCCACAAAAGCCACCAUGCAUCUGGAGCUCGCACUCCUGAAAUGGCAUGCAAGUUUUGAUGAGUGGAUCAGCUCACAGAAAUCUUUUGUCAAUUCUCUGAACGGAUGGCUGUCAAAAUGGCUUCCCAAAAACCGUGAGGGAACACCUGAUGGGAUUCCCCCCUUCUCGCCAGCCGCUCGAGCUCCUUCACUUUUCGUCCUAACCAACGACUGGUCUCGAGCCAUAAACACGAUUUCAGAAGUUGAUGAUGUUAAAGCAGCCAUCCAAAACUUUGCUGCCAAUAUGCACAGACUCUGGGAAAGCCAAGAUGAGGAGCAGAAACUCCAACAAAGAGCAGAUUUUCUGUCCAAAGAGUAUUCUGCAAAGCUUAGCAGUCUACAAAUGGAACAUGGUGACCGAGAUUUGUCAAUCCGAAAUACUGAAAAUACAUCAUAUUUUGAUGAACGGGUUACAGCGUUGGAUUCCAUGAAGAAAAGAUUGGAUGAAGUGAGAGCAAAGCAUGUUGAGACGUUGAGACAAGUUGAGCAAGUUAGCUCAGCCAGUUUAAGAUCAGGUUUAGUUCCAGUAUUUCAGUCAUUAGUUGGUUUCAGCUCAGAGAUUCUGAGAGCCCACGAAGCACUUCGUUUUCCAAAUAAUGGCGGCAGCGGUUGAGG
This is a messenger RNA of Phalaenopsis equestris, 3151 nucleotides long. RefSeq lists its product as uncharacterized. The transcript is spliced from 5 exons. The coding region runs from base 702 to 3149 and encodes 815 amino acids. The record is from RefSeq and is a predicted model, not a curated record. Lineage: Eukaryota; Viridiplantae; Streptophyta; Magnoliopsida; Asparagales; Orchidaceae.